AUGACGCCGUCUGGGUCGCAGUGGGUGGUGCGGGUUUGUCCGGUCGGAGGUUGGCGUCCGGCCAAUCGCGGGGGCCUACUGGCUGGUGUGGUGGCGGUGGCGGUGGCCUUGGCGCUGCUGCUCUUCGCGGCACUGGUGUCCAGGCGCCAAUUGACCCCCGCGGAUUUGAUACUCAACAUGUUGGCCCGGCUUUUGGAGGGCUGCAUGCCCGACCUCCGUGAUGUGGUCUUCAUCCGCCAGGCGAUCAUCCGCGGCGCGGACCUGUAUCAACCCGUGGAUCUCAGGAAACACAUCCGCAGCGCCAACUUGGACAACGAAGUGGCUCGCGCAUUGAUGCAACAGCUCGGCAACACCACGGUCGCUACAUCCACGUACGACAGCAGCACGCACCUGUACGGCGGCGAAUCGGACUACACGCAGCUACGCGUCGCCGCCAGCAGCCUGACCAGCAAGGGUCUGAGUCCCGCCCAGCCCCAGCAGCAGCUACACGGUCAGGCUCAGCAAGAUUGCUCGACGCUGGCGGGUGCGCUGGCGUUCAUCUUGACGCCCCAGCCGGUAGCGCUGACGGCAGCACCGGCAGUGGCGGUAUCGGCUGUACGGCGUUUGGAACCGGUAGAGUCUUUGUCAGGGGAUCCGAUCGGAUCCGAAGCCUUAUUCCUUCCCCCGCGCGAAACCGAGGCGGGCAGCAUCGCCAGCCCGAGGUUAUCCAUGCUUGGUGGCAUGGUCCGCGCGGUGUCGCUGCUAAGGGAUGGUGGCGGCGGCGGCGGCAGUGGCUCGGCAGGGCCGGCGGCAGCGGCUGCAAUCCCGCCCAUUCUAGCCGCCGCCGGCAGCGGCGGCGGCAUGGGUGUCGGCGUCGGCUCAUGCCGGCUUGGCGCCAGCAUGGAGCUCGUACAAGAAGAGGAUGAGCAGCUGUGCCGAUUCCAGCGCCAGCAGCGGCACCACCACCAUCACCAACUUCAGCGACAGACGCCAGGCGGCUCAGUUAGGCGGUCGAGCCUGGCGCUCCGGGAACAGGUACGGCGCUUCAGUCGCGACGACGAUGUGGGGGAUGUGGAACUGCCGCCGCCGCCGCUGGCUCAUAGUGACCUCGAUGUCGCCGCCGCCGCCAUCGCCGCCGCCGGCGGCACACCUGGUGCCAGCGGCGGCGGCGGCGGCGGCGGUGGCGGCGAAAGCGACGGCCGUCUCACACCCAACUCUGCAACCAGCAUGACACAAGAGGACAGCACGUUGGGCAUCGGCACGUUUUCUGUCGUACGACGCCUGCCACGCCGCGUCGCGUCCGCCAUGAACAUCCUAAGCCGCCCCGGCAGCUCCCGCCAACGCCGAUGCAGCCUUCUCACAGCCGCCAACGGCUGCACUCAAACAGAUGUGGCGGCGCUUGAGCGUCGAUUGGCGCUUAUUGUGUCGGCAGCAGCGGCGCCGCCGCCGACGCCCGCCGCUGCCGCGGCGGCAGCGGCGGUGGCGCGCCGCGCCUCGGUCGCUUCCGUGGCGUCGGUACCUGAGGUCCUCGUGUCGGACUGCCCGCGUUCUGAAGGCCUGCCGGUGGUCGCCCGCAGGUCCGGGACGGGAUUGGAGGUUGGCGGCAACCGAGCGAUGUUUACCCUACCAUGUGGCGGCGCUGCCGUCAACGGCCGGAGGAGUCAUCUGGGGUCCGGCCCGUGUCGGGCGUCGGCGCUGCUGCGAGCAUCGAGCGUUCCCCCACCCCCCCCCCUGAUUGAGGAGGUCGAACGGUUCCUCUCAAACGCCUGUGCCUGGCAGUUUGACACUUGGCGACUUCGCGACAUCACACACGGCCACCCGCUCUCGGCACUGGGAUUCUACCUCAUACAAAGAGCCGGGUUAAUUGCGCACUUCAGCCUGAACCCCGUUAAGGUGGCCAGGCUGCUUCGCCACAUCGAGGCCGGCUACAACGACAACCCCUACCACAACGCCACCCACGCCGCGGACGUGCUCCAAACCCUGCACGUCAUCAUCCACGGCGCGCAGCUGCACGUGCACUACCUCGACCAGCUGGGGCUGCUGGCGGCGUACUUUGCGGCGAUCGUUCACGACUACGGGCACCCGGGCCUCACAAACGACUUCCUGGUGGCCACAUCGGACCCGCUGGCGGUCAGGUACAACGACAAGUCACCGCUGGAAAACCACCACGCAGCGGCGGCGUUCAGCUGCAUGCGCCGCACGGGCCUAGACGUGUUGGCGCCGCUGACGACGGACCAGAAGUCCACUUUUAGAAAACAGGUCAUAGAAAUGGUGCUCGCAACGGACAUGAAGCAGCACUUUUCGUUGCUUAGCCAUUUCAGCACCGUCCACAGGCUCGCUAGCUACAACAAACCCGCGGCAGUGGCAGGAGGCCCUCCGCCCUCAGGGUCAGUGGGGGCGACAUCCGCAGACUGUAAAGCCAGCUUGGAGCUCCCUGCGGUAUCGAUUGCCUCGCCGUCAAUGCUUGACAUGGCUCCGAAACCGUUGGACGAGACGGAGCGGCUGCUCAGUUUGCAGAUGGUCAUCAAGGCGGCGGAUUUGGGUCACCUGGGGGAGGGCUUUGAAGUGCACAAGCGGUGGCUGUCUAGCUUGGAGGAGGAGUUUUUCCGCCAGGGCGACAAGGAGCGGCAGCUGGGAAUCCCCAUCAGCCCCCUGUUUGACCGGGCCAAGCAGGGAGUCAGCAAGAGCCAAGUCGGGUUUUACGACUUUGUAGCACUGCCGCUGCUGCACGCGCUGUGCAGCGCAUUCCCGGGAACUCAGCCGCUCAUGACCUGCUUCAUGGACAACUACCACCACUACACCGCAGAUUCGCAUGCGCUUGCCGAGUCUUGAAGCUUUAAGAUGCAAGCUCAGCAGACGCCCCGCCAGGCUGCGGUUGCGGUGCAGCCAUCAAGCACCUGAGCCAGAACCCACCGAACUAGGCAUAAUCGGAACCCAAUGGCCCGCAAAUGGAGCCUAAGAACAAAUAUAUGGAAGUCAUGUUUUGAACUGCAUCGUACAUGUGUUGGUUGGUGCAUCUGUGGGUAGUGUGCGAGUAUGCAUGCAUGGGCUUUAAAACUGUUGCAGUGGGGGCCAAGUGCGCGUGGCUGGGUUGACGGCCGGGUUUGGGGGGGAGAAUAUUUUCUCAAAUUGACCGAUGAGUGCGUUGGUUAUUAGGAAUGAAGAGAGCUUGGGGAUGAAGAGAGCUUGGGGGUGAAGAGAGCUUGGGGGUGAAGAGAGCUUGGGAUUUGUCUGAGGGCGCCUCGCGAGAGCUGUCCUCCCUGGACUUGAGCCGUUCCCCCUCUCCCGGGCAGUGUUUUUUUGAAGUAAUAUAUUACUUUUAAGGAAUAAAGAGGCCAUUUUGGCCUUUGGAAAAAAGGAAUGAAUUGACGCCGAUCCGUACAUUUUCAUUCCUCCAGCC
Molecule: messenger RNA, 3379 nt
Organism: Volvox carteri f. nagariensis
Lineage: Eukaryota; Viridiplantae; Chlorophyta; Chlorophyceae; Chlamydomonadales; Volvocaceae
Gene: pde8
Product: 3'5'-cyclic nucleotide phosphodiesterase
Exons: 9
Coding region: 1-2811 (936 amino acids)
Biological process (GO): signal transduction
Molecular function (GO): 3',5'-cyclic-nucleotide phosphodiesterase activity
Source: RefSeq, a predicted model, not a curated record